Molecule: messenger RNA, 1878 nt
Organism: Tricharina praecox
Lineage: Eukaryota; Fungi; Ascomycota; Pezizomycetes; Pezizales; Pyronemataceae
Exons: 6
Coding region: 1-1878 (625 amino acids)
Biological process (GO): regulation of transcription by RNA polymerase II
Cellular component (GO): nucleus
Molecular function (GO): transcription cis-regulatory region binding
Source: RefSeq, a predicted model, not a curated record
AUGCCGCCAAUAAACAGCAGCAAAUCCGAACACAUCAAACGCACGGCGGCAUCCAACAAGCCUCGAGCCGAGUUCUACACGUGGGAGAACCUACCACCGCAAGAGCUUGUGGCCGCCUGCAUAUCCGCAUUCUACACCAAUGGCAUCGCGAGCCUGCUCUGUCCGGUGCCGGAAAUCGAGGCCAACGACAUGUUCCGGAGCAUCUACGGCAAUGCCGCCGCCUCCGGAUCCACGCCGGCAGUCUCCGCAAGCGCGCGCAAUGUCAUACGGGCAACGAACAACAAUUUCCGGCUGUGCCAGGUGCUGCUCCUGGCGGCAGUGGGCUCGCAGUACCUGGAGGAGACAGUGAAGGAAGAAGCGCGGAAUGCGCUAUUUACCAGCGGGAAAUGGUACCUCCAUAUGGCCUUCGGCAGGGACGCUAUCGACGUGCAGCGACUGCGCGCGAACUCACUCGCGGCUCUGUAUCUAAUAUUCCAGAAAUCCAUCGCGGUCGUCGAGCAUCUCACUCACCGCGCAGCGGACACAGGCAGACGUAACGUCAUGGAUGUCAUUCCCGACGAGCUCAACGACAAUUGGCCAGCGUGGAAGCGGGCAUGGCGAUCUUUGGCGUUUCUGGACGGCGCCUCUUCGUCUGGCUCAGGCUCAUCCGACAACAGCAGCAGCAACAACAGCUCCGACUACAACAGCAGCAAAAAUGCCACCGAGCAGGACUUCGACAUGCACCGCCAGCUGGAGCAGCUCGGCGUGUUGAUGGGCGCCAUCACAAGCGACGUUAUCUCUCCGAGGGAUGUCCCUCUCAACACCGUAAGGGUCUACUCGGAUCGCCUAAAGGCAUGGCAUGCAAACCUGCCCUCGAGUCUCACCCUCUCAACCGCCGUACGGGAGUCCCAUUCCUCCGAGAGUCCACUCAACCACUCGACGCUCCUGAUCCAUUGCGCCUACCUGGGCUCCAUCGCACAACUCACCCGUCGCAUCCUGGUGAGUAGGGUCACAGCACAGCUCACAGGGUCGAGCGAUGUCGAACAUGCCACCGCCGAGGAAUUCUCCAAGAUCUGCGUGUCGGCCGCGAGGCAACUAGCGACCGUCGUUGGAAUGCUCCGUGUCGAAAAUAAGCUAAACAGAAGAUGCUGGCUAGUAAUCCAAUCGGCAUACACGGCAGGCCUCAUCAUCUGUCUCGACGUCGCCCGUAACCGCGGCCGGCCUAUGCUGGAAUCCGUGUUCAACGAGAGCCUCGACCUCAUAUCGAAAUGCAUCGCGACCAUGCAGCACUGUGCGUCUUUCGACGCUGUCGCCGACGGCUACCUCGCCGUCCUGCGACCAAUGUUCAACACGUUGCGCACGCCCGAACCAACACGUGCUGCUAAGCGUGCUCGGAUGUUCCGGGAUCCCUCCACCGGCCAGAAUGACCCAGCGGUCUCCGGGGCUUAUCCCUCUAACGAAGCUCUGCUGGACCACAUCCUGGAGCUCAUGAGGGCGCCGUAUGGCGGUGAGUCCACCAUCUUGGACCAGGACUUCUUUGCUGUUCCCGGCCGGACUGCAAACGUCGCGGAAUACUAUCGGUUCAUGCACCAGUCUCAGCAACAACCGCAACAACAACAGCAGCAACAGCAUCAUCAACAUCAUCAUCAACAUCAACACCAUCAACAACAGCAUCAUCACCAACAACAACAACACCAACAAUACCCGCAGCAGCAACAGCAGCAGCACCUUCAGAACCAGCAGCACUAUGCGCAGCUCCAUGUCCCGCCAUCCCCGAACAGAGCCCGAAUGGAUGCCCCGAUGCGCGGUACCGAAGAAUCCACUUCCCCGCGUCAACAAGGGAAGGGGCAUCCGUGGACCAAAGAGGAAUACGAAGCCUUCUUCAGAAGAGUUAUUUAG